CGUGAUCGCGCGAGGAACGAACCCGAGGAAGAACCGCAACGCGAGCGGCGAGGAUCGUGAUUCGUGAUAUCGUGAGGCUUGACAUUACGGGGAGCCGAAGAAGCGUGGCGCGCACGCCUCGUACCCCGAGGGAAGCAGCUCGUAGGAGUCGCGUUUUACUCCGGGAAAAGAGGACGCCCGUCGUCAUCGUCGCCGUCGCCGUCGUCGUCCGUCCGAAUUGUGCAAAUCGCGGUGACAUGCACGCACGAUCGCUUGUGCGUCGCUGCUCGUAGGUGCUCCUCUCCUCCCCCGCGUUCAGUUCCUACGAUGUGUACCACGUAUCCGCGCGACUCACCCGGGAGAUUCAGCUGCGGAAGAGUGUAUUCGAGAUUACUCUACGGCAGACCAGGCAUAGAACCGCAGGGAUUUUCGUUUCUUGUUCGGUGUCGAGACAAGGUUGGCGGAUCUAUAUGGGGCAAUGCGUGUCUCGUAAGGCGGGCGCCGUCGUCGCAGCAUCCGGUCAUCACAAUUCGCCCUCGUACCGUAUCAUGGACAAGGCCCCGAAACAGGGCUCCUCGAGGCGCGGUACGUCACACACGCGCGGCACCGCAAUGUCCUUCGGGUUCCGGCGACGACCGGCCAGCGGGAUCCCGAUGCCGAUAGCGAACUAUGGCGUCGGCAACACGAUCAGCGAAAAAAAUCUGCUGCAUCCACGAUCCAAGUCGGCUGGUCCGGAACAGGAUCGCAGGCGAAUGAUGGACGAUGAUAACAACGUGAUCCACAAUUCGUCGUCUGGCCGGUCGACGCCUCGACUGGCGCCACCGAAGAAAGACUCGAGCGGAAUCGGGGUUAGGACGAACCGCUUCGGUUACCGGCAGCCGCAAGCGAGAUUCACAAACAAGGUCGGCGACAUCUGCAGCAGCCACAACAUCAGUCACUACAAUCAGGAGAAGCUACAGCAAUAUCCGCAACAGCAGCAGCAACAGCAACAGCAAAUGGAGAACUAUUUUGUCAAGCAGCAACAGCAAUAUCCGCAGCAACAGCCGAACAGGGUCGUUGCGCACGUGCCGCAACACUUGUGCGGCACGACACCGCCAGCGAAGCCUCGCCUGUUGCAAUCGAAUAACGCGGCUUACGGAGGCAAUCCAACGGUCCAACACUCAGACGCGAACAGGCGAGUUUCAAGCAUUCCAGAGCCCGUCACUAGGUACACGCUGCACACCAGUCAUCUACCGUUGCCGCAAUACGCCGUGCGGGUGAACGAUUCUAACCCUAAGAUCGCCAAGACUGCAGCGAAUCAGAGCAGAAAGAUAUCUACGUCGACGUCGAAGGGCUCGUCCAGUUCCAAGGAAGGUUCGGUAACCGAGGAUUCGGGUGUCAGUAGCCAGCCGACUGGACCGGAGGACAACGAUAGGUUCAGAUCGAUGGAUUACAUGGAUGACGGUUCUAUGAGAAGACGUGGUAUCGGUAGACCGAGAAAUCUGCGCAUGGUAGUGACCGGCAAGAGUUUCGACGUGAGAGACGUCCGUGACGACGACAGCACGGUGACGGAGAUCUCAGUGAUUCCGUUGCCAAAAUCUUUCGCGACCGCUGCGACUAAUUUGAACACCGGAUUCGUGCGAGAACGGGCCACGCAAUAUCAGCGAAUCGUCAACAAGGAUAACAGGUACACCGACUCAACUGCGUCGAUGUCCACCACGUCCUCGGAGGGCUACGACGAGGGUUGUCUUAGCGAGGAGAAGGUCUACAAGGAUCGAUCGCGCACGGAGAAAGUCCCGUCCAUGAAAUCAGAUUUUAGUCCACUCAGCUCGGACGAUGCCGAGUACGGUCACGGCGAAGCUAUGGCGGACGAGUACUCGUUGAGCUCCAGCGACGAGUACCAGCGUUCCAUCGUCGCUCAGCACGCGCAGGCGAUCAAUGCCGCUGUGAAAAACGGCACAACAUCAAAGAAUGCUCUGCGCUCAGUGUUGCUCACCAUCGAGGAUCCGGCAUUCGCCGCCGCCGCCGCUACUACGACUACAUUGAUAGAUGACGAGACUUCACCGGUCGAUAGCCUAUUCGACAGUCCCACCGCCAGCAUCACUCAGUCGGAUGGAAAGCCCUCUAAGAGGGACGAGGAACACGCGCACGAGCGUUCAGACAACACCCUCGAGGACGACGGUCCGGGCACGCCGACGAACGCCUCCAAUUCGCUCAGCUUGUCCGAAGGUAGAGAGUUCUUCGACGAUGAGAUCGCGGAUCAGCCCGGACUGAUGUUUGAUGACAAUAAUCCGAGGGCGAAAAUCGAAACGCAGUCCGCUAUGAGUGGUCAAAUAAUUACCGAGAAUAGCCACACUCUGAUUGAGACGAAUUCUAAGACAAACAGUGCACACAUUAAAGGCGUAGUUAACAGUCCUCGUCAUGGACAGCGUUUGCAUCGAACGGGAAGCGUAGACACUCUAUCGCCCUGCGAGUCCAUCGCCUCGGAUGAUUUAAUGUUAGAUUACGACGGCAGCGAUGCCAGCUCCUACGAGGAACAACAGCGAUUAAAUUCUAAUCCCGCAUUGCACGAGCUGGAUGACGCAACUAUAAUUUCCGAGCUGGAAGCUCAGGGCGAGGAGGUGAUGAGGCAGUGGAGUUCGUUACUAAACACCGCGCAUAUGGAGGAUGCAAAUUCCAAUUCCGCCAACAACAAUUCCGUCAACAGCGCGACGGGUAACAAUAACAAUCAAGCCGCCACCGAAACUGGAAUCGGAAGUGACAGGAUGUCAAGGCUGCUACGUAGCAGAUCGGGAACGGAAUCGCCGCGUUCGUUAGACAACACGCGCAACCGUCAAGUUUCUAGUCCUAUGAGAACGUCGGGAAGCGUGUCAUCCUCGUGCGUCGAUUCCGGAGACGAGGCCAGCCUCAGGAUAGACCGCGGCACGUACCAGUACAUGUUCCAGGACAUCGUCUCCAUAAAGACGAUGCUCCUGAAGCUCAAGCGGGUCCUUCAGGAGACGGAAACUCUCAACCCAUUCGAUAAUCCGAAGAAUGGCCUCUUCUGCAACCUGAACGAGGGUGGAGGUAACACAAUCGACGUGAGCACAUCACCGGGCAGUGGCGGUAGUAGUAUCGCAGACGAAUUGGCGGAUCUGAGAAGACAGGUGGUGUUCCUUCAGGGCCAGGUGGAGGACCGAGAUCGUACCAUACAAGUGCGUGAUCGCACCAUCGAAGUACUUGAGGUAAAUAACGAGCUCCAGAUAUCGAAGCUCCAAGGUCCUAAGAACGGCGACGCUCAAAGCUGUACCUUGCCGACGCGCAACAACAACGUCUCCUCCUCGGACACCUGUAACGCCGCUACGCAAACGGAGAAGACACGUCCAGUGUCGGCGGGUCCCUCGCUUCUACAGUCACUCCCACAGGAUGGUGUCAUGGGGCCUCUCGUUAGCCGUGUGCGUUGGAGUGACUCGUCGGAUCGUCAGCGACCAUCACUACUCUCCGAACUUAACUCUACCGGGAACCAUCGCAAGCCAAUCGAACGUUUACCUCAUACGCUAAGACUCCGUCAGGAACAUACUCCGACACGUCGUGUCAACGCGCACACGAGGAGACACUCGUCGGAAUGCGUAUCCGGCUCGCUCGCCAAGCCGAAGGACUGUGCGAAAUCACCGUGCGAUUUGAAAGACGCGGAGCAACAUGACGCCAAGAUAGAAGGAAACACGAUCAAGUCCCUCAUUCCGACACCGAGAAAACUACGACUUUAACGACCGGUUAUAUUAAUUUUUUUUGCAUAGCAACAUUAACGUUCUAGACGUCCGCAUCUUUGAAGUACAGAAAACUUUUAUAACAAAUUAUUUAUUUCAUAGGAAAUGUUUACGAUUUUUCACUCAUUGUCAGUAAAACGCCUAAAUUGGAAAUGGGGCAAGUUGCAAUAGUUAUAAUACGCCAGCUAAAAAGAAUUUAAUAUAUACAAUUAUUAUCCAAUCACGUUUUUACCAAACGAUCUUCGAUCGAUACGGACGUCCAAGAUAUUAUAAAACGAUUUCUCGUUCUGCCUGUCCAUACUCGUAAUUAAUUCUUAUCGCGGCAUGAUAUUUCACGCAUUAACGGUGUAACGGCACCAUUUAUACGCUCGUCUGAUAUAAAUCGUCAUCGUAUUUAACGUUGUGCAGCGAACGUACGAAAUUAUCUAUUCCUGAGCGGAUAUUUUGAGCGGCAUAUAAUUUGCGCCCGCGUGUGUAACGGGAACGGAUUUAAACUUAUUUGUUAAUAUUAAUGAUAAAUUUUAUUUCUUCACUUAAAUGUGAUCUCAAGUGCAAAAUUAUAGGAAUUAGCGAAUUAUGUACAUCACUUAAUCGCGAUCGCGCUCUAUCUGUCUAUCCGGCGAUCGAUUUGGGACCUGUCCUUCGUACAUGCGUGUGGAAUCUUCCUCCGCACGAUUUUAUUUUGAGAGCUAGAAACAAAAGUUCUACAUAUGUGUUUAAUUCGACUGGAACCUUAAUUGCAAAUAUUUAUCAAGUGUGAGUAACUUUUGUAAUAUAUAUAAUUUAUUGUAAAUAUAAAUCCACGAAAUUAUUUUUAAGCGUAAUGUACAAUUAGAAUUGAGAAAAAAAUUAAUCUGAUGUUUCAAAAAAAUGAAAUUCGGACUCCUUCGCAGGAUAUUUCUUUUGGACGCAAACGUACGUAACGUCCCAGAAUUUAUAUUUCUUUAUGUAUAUAAAAUUUGUUUUCUCGAUUAAAAAGAAGAAAUUUUUUAAAUAUAUAUUACUGUGCAUUUAUCGAGCAAAUUCUCACUUUACAGCUAGCUCGCUGUAAUCUGACAAAAAUUAGACAUAAUAAUUAUUGUUAAUAAUGUCACAAAAAGUUCAUGUUGUGAUUGGUUUGUUUUCAAAGAUAUUCACUUUCAUCAAGUACGUUUGGAUUAUUUUGUGAGAAUUACAUGGACGAGCUUCAGUUCUCGUGAAUAUGUCUUGCGACAAAGGGAGAUACGGAUUACGUAAGUCGCAAUUAAAGGCAGGGUACUAUGUAAAUUCCAUACAUCGUUUUAAUUUAUUGUGUGCUUAGUACGCGUGUUUGGUGCUAAUAAGUUCGUAUUUGAUAAGUAAUCUCGUAUAUGAUAUUUAGAUUCUCCUGUCUUUCGUGUAAUUAUACCGUUUGACGAUGCCAUUGCUCAGAUGUAUUUGCGAAUGCAAAAUAACAAUCUUUUACCCGUAUUAGUGUACAUACAUAAAAUAAUCUAAUAUAUUUCCUGUAAAAAUAUAUGUGCGUAUCAGUGCAUAUAUCUUAUAUACGUUAAAUAUAUAUUUUACAUACACUUACAUGUAUAUAUAAUAUACAAAUAUAUAAAAUUAUCGUACACGACCUUUAUUCAUAAUACAUCUUGCCAAUAGAGUCUUUCAAAAAUAUCAGAACAAUGUGCAAAAAUCCGAUUUUAAAUUUAAUUGAAUUUAUUUCAAAUGACACUUUAAAAUUCUAACAUCUGCAUUUGUGUAAAUUUAUCUCUUUUUCUAAGAUAAAUGAAAAUUAGUGUACAGUUUGAAUAAUAUCCAGAGAAUAAUGUCGGAUGUCAAGAGAAACUAAAUAUCAUAUAAUCAUUGUACAUUUAUUUGUUCAUAUUUUUAAUUUAUAUAAUAAUUAUUCGUGAAAAUAGAAGAAUGGAGGGAAAAUGAGAGUGAGAGUGAAGAAAAAAAAGAGAAAUAUAAAUAUAUAUGAAAUCUCAUUAAUUUUUUAAGAAGUAUAUAAUAAAAUAAAAUGUGGAGAUUAGGAAAAUCUUAGCUUUUCUGCAGCAUAUCUCCGCAAAUUGCGAUAAAGUAUUUGUAGAAAUGUACUGAGUAGUUCAAAUCCAUUUACUAUUAAUAAAGGAAUACAAAUUAAUAGAAAUCUGAUAUGAAAUAAGUUUAAUGGCAAUUUUAUUGAUAUUAUCGACGAACAAUGACCGACAUUGAUGUUAAUCAUCCGUCACGGUACUACAUCUACAGAAAGCGAGCCUGCAGCUAAUGCGAACAUUUUCAAAAGCUGCAAAGCCAAACGCUGUCGCAUCAUAUAAAAGUUAUGGCAAAUAAAGAGCAUAUGCAAUACAGU
Monomorium pharaonis (pharaoh ant) is the source of this 6021-nucleotide messenger RNA. RefSeq lists its product as uncharacterized. The transcript is spliced from 14 exons. Lineage: Eukaryota; Metazoa; Arthropoda; Insecta; Hymenoptera; Formicidae. The record is from RefSeq and is a predicted model, not a curated record. The coding region runs from base 450 to 3704 and encodes 1084 amino acids.